Messenger RNA from Desarmillaria tabescens, 3409 nucleotides. Its product is annotated as kinesin-like protein. The record is from RefSeq and is a predicted model, not a curated record. Gene Ontology annotation, cellular component: mitotic spindle astral microtubule; nucleus; mitotic spindle midzone. Bases 32 to 3139 code for a protein of 1035 amino acids. NCBI's taxonomy places the organism in Eukaryota, Fungi, Basidiomycota, Agaricomycetes, Agaricales, Physalacriaceae. The transcript has 3 exons. Gene Ontology annotation, biological process: microtubule-based movement; microtubule depolymerization; mitotic sister chromatid segregation. Gene Ontology annotation, molecular function: ATP hydrolysis activity; microtubule binding; plus-end-directed microtubule motor activity.
CCCCUCAACAACCGCCCGUGCAUUGCCCACAAUGGUCGCCGCAGGCUCCAUUACUGUUGCAGUGCGCGUCCGACCACCGACCUCAUGGGAGGCCGGACGCCUUCCAGAGCCUUGCUACGAUACCACCAUUCGAGGUGACGGCACUCUUUCUACACCCAAAUGUGCUGCAAAUACUUCAACUCUACGCGAGGUUGUCCAGAUCGUCGACGACCGUAUCCUUACUUUCGACCCAGCCGAGAAGGACGGAGCGAAAGCAUUUGUUGAGCGGGGAUUCACACCGCCUGGAACGAAGCGAUACAAAGACAGGCGAUUUAUGUUUGACAAAGUGUUUGACCACGAGGCGCAUCAACAGCACGUCUACGAGGCAACUGCCCAGCCGUUGUUAAAAGGUCUGCUUGAUGGAUACAAUGCUACGGUGUUUGCGUACGGGGCUACUGGCUGUGGCAAGACUCACACCAUAAGCGGCACUGAAUCUGAUCCCGGCAUCAUCUACCUCACCAUGUCAGACCUCUUCCAACGCAUUGAGGAUCGACGAGAAGAGUCAAUUGUUGAUGUUUCAGUAACCUUCCUCGAAAUCUACAACGAGGAAAUCCGUGACUUGCUUGCGGAUCCGGGUGCACAUAUGCCACGAGGCGGACUCUCUAUAAGGGAAGACAAAGCAGUCAAGGUUGUCGGCUUAACGGAGCUGAAACCGAGCUCAGCGGAGGAAGUGAAGGAAAUUGUGUUAUUAGGAAAUUCGCGUCGAACUCAGAGCCCUACACAUGCCAACGAGACGUCCUCAAGGUCCCAUGCUGUCCUUCAGGUCCAUGUCACCCAAUCCCCACGCACCGCCUCGCUGUCAGAGCAGCGGACGGUCGCCACCCUCUCCAUCAUUGAUCUUGCUGGAAGCGAGCGCGCAGCAGCCACGACUAACAUGGGUCAGCGUAUGGUGGAGGGAGCGAACAUCAACAAAUCCCUAUUGGCGCUUGGCAACUGCAUUAACGCGCUUUGCGAGAGUGGUGGUGGCGUGCGCCAUGUACCCUACCGCAACAGUAAACUUACGCGUCUUCUCAAGUUCUCCCUUGGCGGCAAUUGUAAGACGGUCAUGAUCGUCUGCGUCGCUCCUACAUCCAAUCAUUUUGACGACACACAUAACACUCUCGUCUACGCCGAACGGGCUACCAAAAUCAAAACCAAAGUGGUUACCCGAAAUGUUGUCAAUGUCGAUAGACAUGUCGGCCGAUAUGUUGAAGCUAUUAAUCGGCUCAACAUCGAAAUCGCGGAACUCAAGGCCAAACUUGCUGGCAAGAAUAAUUCCGAAAACGAUAUUGUUCGUCGGAAAAAAGCAGAGGCGGCGGCUGAAGUGGAGAGAGCGAAGGAGGACAUGAGUGUCAAAUCUGAGCGGACAAAGGAUUCAAUUGUAGAGGGAGCAGCCUGCGCCGGGAAGCUAUCCGUAGCUAACAUCAAGCUAGGCGCAAUUCGUGCACGACUGUCGGAAAUCGACGCCUGCACCUCACUAUCAGCCGAUCUUCAGGCCGAACGCACACUUUUGCAAACUCUGGCCAGUCCAGAGGAACAGGCUAUUAAACCAGGCUCUGCGCUAUCCGUCAUGGUGCAACGAUCAUCAAACUCCAGGGCCAUGUUCGAUGCUACUAUGCGUGCUGUGUCUGAGAGAAAGUCGGAGAAGCUCGACGAAGUUAGCAUAGAGAACGUUAAGCUUGACGCUAUCCGGAGGAAGGCGGAAAUGGAAGCCAUGAAGGCCCAGGAAGAAAAGAGUGCAAUGCAGAAUGCGGUUGAGGACAUGGCCGAAAUGAUGGUCGUACUGAUUGGAAUGCUGAGCCGUUGCACGGUCGCCAUCGGUGAUGCUGCCAAAGCUUUGGAUGCUGCCUCUCAAGAUGAAUUGCCCGGCGCUUCUUCCCAGAUCGCAGGUUUGCUGGCUGGCAUAAGGGAGAAGAACGAUGAUAACUUUACGAGGCUUAUCGGACACUCCACGCGUGGCUAUGGCAUGGAUUCGCAGAGCACCAACGUAUUGGACAGUUACAAAUCUUAUGACGUGUCUUUCACGCGCAAAGUCAGCUCAGGUCCCGGAAAACAAAACAAUUCCCGCUCCUCUUACGGCGCAAACACUUCCAUGUCUGCGUACAACUCCCUUUCUAUGUCACCUCGGCGAAGCCACAGGUCACCGAGAAAGUCCUUGCGAUCAAGCUUGGCAUCUCAGCCGUAUAGGCGCGUCUCGGACAAAGAAAAGAAGUUUGUCAAAGCAGGAAAGAGUGUGCAAUGGCGAGAUGAAGCUGGUCGCGGAGACUUGGAUGAUGGUGGCGCUCGCCUGAACCCAGUCUCGGUCACUGUCAUCCCACCGAGCCCCAAUCCCGUAGCGGACGUUAGCGUUGCUUCCAGUUCUGGUGUAACAGUACAAGCAUCUCCGUCAGUCAGACCUGCGUCACGCUGCGGAUCGGAAAGCGAAUGGGAAGAUGACGAGAAAACAGAUGAUAGCGUCCAUCUUUCCAUGUCACUUCCUGCUUCAACUCGUGAUCUCGCACCAUCGAAACACUCGUACGGUUCUGUUGUCGGCAAGCGACCCCGCCCGAGCCGACUGGAUCCCAGCUUCCUGAAAUCAAAAUCAAGAGGCCCGACCCUGGGAAGUCUAGCUGAAGGCGACGAAAGCGAUGCUGAACCUGAACGCCGGAUCUCACAACCUCUCGCUCCAAGAAGUCUGAAUUCAGCGGAAGAUUUUACGGCCGAGGGUAGGAGCCGGUCGGUCUCAGUUGGGAGCCAGAAAGGGAGGGCAGCGUCUGGACGGCGAAUAUCGUCAGCUUCUCGGUCUGUGAUGUCCACGCCAGGAAAGAGUCGACGACGUUCAAACCUCGGCCCGCUGCGUGUCGAGAAGGCACGAAGGCGAUCAAGUAUGAUCCCUCAACUUUCGCCACCGAACGGCCAUGGGACAAGCCAUGGGGAGUCAAGUAAACCGAGAAGGAUCCUGCUGGGCAGUCCUUCGAAGCGAGCAAAGAGACUUUCUCUGACCUCCCGAGGCAUGCCGGCGCUCAAACUGAGGUCAACGACAAGCUCCAGGUCCUCAUCUUCGGCGAAUUUAUCAGCCACGGAUGGCAACACAAGCGCAGACAUCAGUAUGAAUAGAUCUUUCCGACCUACAUGGCGAUGAUGCCUUUACCCAGCUUCGCUCAUGACCUUGUACGUUUAACGUUAUCUUAUAGCUUCUCUAUCUCCCACUGUAAUCCCACCAUGUUUUGUCAGGGAUCUUUUUCUGUAUAGCCAUGCAUUUUGUUUUCUGUCCGUCAUGCCUUUCACGCAGAACUCACUUUCAUAUGUGAUACUAGAUAUUAUACCCGGCGCUUACUAGUCCUGUAUAUAUUUAUCAUGAUAUUUUGGCCGGAUAUUAUGCAUUACGUUUGACCCUCCUUCCGGCAUUCGA